Molecule: messenger RNA, 867 nt
Organism: Schizosaccharomyces cryophilus OY26
Lineage: Eukaryota; Fungi; Ascomycota; Schizosaccharomycetes; Schizosaccharomycetales; Schizosaccharomycetaceae
Product: DNAJ domain-containing protein Cwf23
Exons: 1
Coding region: 1-867 (288 amino acids)
Biological process (GO): spliceosomal complex disassembly
Cellular component (GO): spliceosomal complex
Molecular function (GO): nucleic acid binding
Source: RefSeq, a predicted model, not a curated record
AUGGGAUUACAAGAAGAAACAAUUGAUUAUUAUGAGCUUCUUGGACUAUCAGAAGAUGCACAAGAUGCAGACAUUCAUCGUGCAUGGAGGAAAACAUCUCUAAAGUACCAUCCAGACAAAAAUCCAGAUGAUCCGCAUGCUGCUGACAAGUUUCAUUUGCUACAAGUAGCCUAUAAUGCUUUAACAGAUACAACAAUGCGUCAGGCAUAUGAUGCUGAGCGAUUAGCCAAGCUUGCUCGUCAAAGACGCGAAGAAGCAUUUGAUCUGAAUAGGAAAACCAUGGCUGAGAAAUUACGGGAGAGAGAAGAUGGAUUUCAUUUUUUUGAAAAACAAAAAGAUCAAGAGAACAAUCGUUUACGGGAAAAGUUACGUUCUUUACAAGAGCAAAGCGCUAGGUUACGACGAGACCGUGAAGAGAGACUGUUUCAAGACAAGGAUUCAAACAAGAGAAAAAGAGAAACAAGCCCGGUAAAAACUCGGUCCAUUUCUGACCUUGAUCGAUCUGUAAAGGUUCGUUGGAAGAAAAAGUAUGUCGACCAAGUGGAUGAAUCCUUCCUACGUUCUUUUUACUCAAAAUUUGGACAAAUUAACGAUGUUAUAAUUCAAAAAACUGUUAACGAUGAUAAAAAAUAUGUUUACGCAAUUCUUGUUUUUGAUACUCUGGAUGCUGCUUACUCUGCUGUAACAGUAGAAUCUCCUUCUGUCAUUAAGGAUACCCAAUGGCUAAAACCUUUAUCGGAAAGGGCUGAGUUUGAAGAAAAGAAACCUAAAAGUACUAUGGAUUACGAAGAACUAACGAUGUUGCGAAUGAAACAGAAACAACGCGAAAGGGAACAAGAAAGAAAAGCCACAAUGGCUGAGACUUAA